Molecule: messenger RNA, 1332 nt
Organism: Chironomus riparius
Lineage: Eukaryota; Metazoa; Arthropoda; Insecta; Diptera; Chironomidae
Source: the annotation of a GenBank genome assembly
AUGUUGAGAUUUUUGCACCGUAAAGUGAAGUUUUGUGAUGAAAUUGAGUUUAAUGGUGAGAUUGAGUUUUGUGGUGGAAUUGAGUUUUGUCGUGAAGUUGAGUUUUGUGUUAAAGAUAAGUUUUGUGUUGAGUUUUGUAGUGAAGGUGAGUUUUGUGGUGAAGUUGAGUUUUGUGGUGAAGUUGAGUUUUGUGGUAAAGUUGAGUUUUGUGGUAAAGUUGAGUUUUGUGAUGAAGUUGAGUUUUGUGGUGAAGUUGAGUUUUGUGGUGAAGUAGAGUUUUGUGGUAAAGUUGAGUUUUGUGGUGAAUUUGAGUUUUGUGGUGAAGUUGAGUUUUGUGGUGAAGUUGAGUUUUGUGGUGAAGUUGAGUUUUGUGGUAAAGUUGAGUUUAAUGGUGAGAUUGAGUUUUGUGGUGGAAUUGAGUUUUGUGGUGAAUUUGAGUUUUGUGGUGAAGUUGAGUUUAAUGGUGAGAUUGAGUUUUGUGGUGGAAUUGAGUUUUGUCGUGAAGUUGAGUUUUGUUAUAAAGAUAAGUUUUGUGGUGAAGUUAAAUUUUGUGGUGAAGUUGAGUUUAAAGGUGAGAUUGAGUUUUGUGGUGGAAUUGAGUUUUGUGGUGAAUUUGAGUUUUGUGGUGAAGUUGAGUUUUGUGGUGAAGUUGAGUUUUGUGGUAAAGUUGAGUUUUGUGGUGAAUUUGAGUUUUGUGGUGAAGUUGAGUUUUGUGGUGAAGUUGAGUUUUGUGGUGAAGUUGAGUUUUGUGGUGAAGUUGAGUUUUGUGGUAAAGUUGAGUUUAAUGUUGAGUUUUGUGGUGAAGUUGAGUUUUGUGGUGAAGUUGAGUUUUGUGGUAAUGUUGAGUUUUGUGGUGAAGUUGAGUUUUGUGGUGGAAUUGAGUUUUGUGGUGAAGUUGAGUUUUGUGGUGGAAUUGAGUUUUGUGGUGAAUUUGAGUUUUGUUACAAAGAUAAGUUUUGUGGUGAAGUUGAGUUUUGUGGUGAAGUUGAGUUUAAUGGUGAGAUUGAGUUUUGUGGUGGAAUUGAGUUUUGUCGUGAAGUUGAGUUUUGUUAUAAAGAUAAGUUUUGUGGUGAAGUUAAAUUUUGUGGUGAAGUUGAGUUUUGUGAUGAAGUUGAGUUUAAUGGUGAGAUUGAGUUUUGUGGUGGAAUUGAGUUUUGUCGUGAAGUUGAGUUUUGUUAUAAAGAUAAGUUUUGUGGUGAAGUUAAAUUUUGUGGUGAAGUUGAAUUUUGUGGUGAAGUUGAGUUUUGUUAUAAAGAUAAGUUUUGUGGUGAAAUUAAAUUUUGUGGUGAAGGUGAGUUUUGUGGUGAAGUUCAAUUUUGUGGUGAAGUUUAG